UAAAGUUGCUCCAGUCUGCACACUUCCCUUUUGGGUGAGUUCCUCUGCAAAAAUGAAGUUAGUUUACUUUUGCUUGCUGAGCUCAAUUGUACCAGUUUUUCAUAAUGCUGGGGCAGUGGAAGAUAAAGCUAAGGAAAAUAGAGAAGUUGCUGCUGCUUGUCCUGUGAGUUUGGAAGCAAGUGGACAAUGUGAGGGAGAAGAAUGUCCUUAUCAGAUGAACCUGCCUUCCCUGACUAUCCAGCUGCCCAGAUCAUUCAGCAUGAUUGAACAGGUAUUCAAAGAGGUUCAGAAUCUCAAGGAAAUUGUAAAUAAUCUGAAGAAAUCUUGCCAAGAAUGCAAGUUGCAAGCUGAUGAUAAUCAAGAAAUGGGAAGAAAUGAACCACAGCAGCCGAACGCAGAAGCACCUGAAAAGGAGAGUGACAACAGAAUUAAGGAAUUAGAGAGUGAAGUUAACAAGCUGUUUUCCAACCUGCAGGAUGCAAAAGAUGAAAUUAACUCACUUCACAGUCGCUUGGAGAAUCUGAAGUUGGUAAAUAUGAACAACAUAGAAAAUUAUGUUGACAGCAAAGUAGCUAAUCUGACAACUGUGGUGAACAGUUUGGACGGUCGAUGUUCAUCUAGGUGUUCAAACCAGUCGGGAUUGCCAUCAAUGGGUAUGAUUGAACAACAUCUAAUAUACAAAAACUGUUGGGAUUAUUAUGAGAAAGGCAGAAAGAGCAAUGGAAUCUACAGAGUUACCCCUGAUCCAAAAAAUAAGAGCUUUGAAGUUUACUGUGAUAUGGAAACCAUGGGUGGAGGUUGGACAGUCGUACAGAAGCGUCUAGAUGGAAGUACUAGCUUCAAUAGGACAUGGAAGGACUAUAAAAAUGGCUUUGGAAACCUCAGCAGGGAGUUCUGGUUAGGUAAUGAUAACAUUCACCUUCUGACAAAGAGUAAGGAAAUGGUUCUGAGAAUUGAUCUUGAAGAUUUUAAUGGUGUCAAACUGUAUGCUCUGUAUGAUCAGUUCUAUGUGGCCAAUGAGUAUCUCAAAUACCGUUUACAUAUUGGUAAUUAUAGUGGUACUGCAGGAAAUGCGCUGCAUUUCAACAGACAUUAUAACCACGACCUUAAAUUUUUCACUACCCCAGACAAAGACCAUGAUAGGUAUCCCUCUGGAAACUGUGGACUUUACUACAGUUCUGGUUGGUGGUUUGAUGCAUGUUUGUCUGCAAACUUAAAUGGUAAAUACUACCACCAAAAAUACAAGGGUGUCUUCAAUGGGAUUUACUGGGGUACCUGGCCUGGCAUGGCUAAUGGUGAACCAAAUGGCUAUAAACAUUCUUUCAAGGGGGCAAAAAUGAUGAUUAGACCAAAAUUCCUUGCACCAUAAGUUACUACUCAUUCUACCAGGUUUUCAUCUAGUUAUUUUCUUCAGUAUUUUCCUUUUCCUCCCCUCUCCUCUUCUCCCCUUCCCUUUCCUUCCCUUCCUAUUUGCAAUAAAUGCCUCCUAUAUAGAAUUUGAUGUUUUCUCCCCGUUAAUCUGAAAAUAAUCUUUCCACAACCAAAAAAACCCAAGUCUAAUAAGUUUAAAGGAGACAGUAUUUUAAAUAAGACAAAAUAAUAGUAAUAACUUCUUGUGAAAGUCUUAAUUUUUUUGUUGUUGCUACUAUACAAAUGUAUACUUAGAAACAAUGGUGUUUAUAUUUUAAUUCAAUUAUAUUUACAUUUCUAUUAAUCAAAAAAAUUUCAAUGGAAAUAUCCCUUCUGUAAAGAUAGUGGCAUUUACUAGCUAUAGUUUUUACAAUUAAACUCUUAAUUUCAUCAUCCAUAUGGCCUGUUUUAACACAAGUAAGCUAUGCCUGGGUAUAAGUUAGACACUUUUGGUGCACAAACUUUUUCAAGUUAUAAGUUACACUGUUAUAAAACUAAAUAGACUGUGAUUCUGGUACUCUUUUCUGUUUUCCUAUGUGUCUGACACAUAUCCUGGAAUUUUCUCACUUAAAUAAGGCCUGAAUCUAUAUCUAUUAUAUAAUCUCAGAUAAUAAUUACCAAGCAGUCUCAUAGACCAUGCUUUUCUAUACAUUGUUAUAAAAGAAUAUUCAAAUUGUUUUCUGAAAAUAUCUCAACCUCUUUUAGAAUUUGCAAGCCAUAAAAGCACUUGGAAAUAAUAUGACUUGACAACUGCAGUUGAAAGACAAUCUAUUCACUGUUCAUAAACUUGUUAUAUGCUUGAUACCAAAGACUGCUUUAAUAUAAAAAAAUGUCCUUCCUCUGUUCACUCUACACAAUGGUUUCUUAUUUAAGGUUGUUCAUUUGUGCCAGACUACUGGUAGAGGGUUUUUUAGGGGAGGGGAAAAUGAAGUAUUUUUUUUGCAAGUCAAAAUACUCCAAAGGUCAAUUUUCUUUCUUUGUGAUAUUGUAAUAAAAUGUUUUGCCACAUAGAAAAUGAAGUUUUCUAAAAUUGUUCUUAAUAUAUGUACCAUAGAUAGUUCAAAGUUGGAAUUUAUUCAUUGCAAACUCUAUAUUAUUUGCCUUUGAUAAGUAUUGUUUGAAAAAGAGAAAGAAAAAACACAGUGUCUUGAAUCUUCAUCAUUAAUCAGUUUGUGACCCAUAUAUCAUACUAUAUGGAAUUUAUAAAAAAAACACAACAGCAACAAUUUGCCUAACUUAGUUAUUGUAGAAACUACAUGUAUCUGAAAGGUUAACACUGAUAUCCUAUGAAAUGUGCUGAGCACCCAAAAAAUGAUCCAGUAACCCACUCUAUAUUAUAUUUGAAUCAGCCUAAACACAUUGACUCUUGAAAGUGACUCUUUCUCAUCUGGAAACAAAUUAUUCAAAUUAUGUUUAAUAAAGCUCCAUGUUUUAUUCAUUAUUUUAUAAUUUUUUUUUCAUAGAAUAUGGCACACAUUUGCUUCCAGUGACCACAAUUUAUUUUCCAAAAUAUUCUGCUCAUAGCUAUGUUAGCUAAAAAUGGUAUAUAGAGGGGCAGCUAGGUGGUGCAGUAGAUGGAGCACUGGCUCUGGAGUCAGGAAGACCUGAGUUCAAAUCUGACCUCAGACACUUAAUACUAGCUGUGUGACCCUGGGCAAGUCACUUAACCCCAAUUGCCUCACAAAACAAAACAAAACAAAAAAACAAAAACACAAAAAUAGUAUAUAGAAACUCCACUUUAAGAAGGAACAUGUUUUGUUCCAAAUUGUAUGAAAUACAUGAACCAAAAAAUCAAUAUCCAGCUAAACAUUGGGUAUUGGGGCAGUUAGGUGGUGCAGUGGAUAAAGCACUGGCCCCGGAUCCAGGAGGACCUGAAUUCAAAUUCGGCCUCAGACACUUGACACUGGGCAAGUCACUUAACCAUCAUUGCCCAGCAAAAACAAAACCAUAAACAUAUGGGUAUUUAACCACAAUGACUAGCUUAAAAAUGUAAAAUUAAGAAAUUUUGAAAUGGAAAAUGAAGCUCAGUAAUGGCCAAAAAGAUAAACUAUGGGUGAAUGCUUCAAAGGAAGUAGGUCUUCUUAAAAGGGUUUCAAGCAUAUGUUUUGUAUUUUGCUUAAUCUUUAUAUAUCUAUUUUUUAGAUUAAAAUGUUGAUGUUGUAAAAUAGGUAACUGGCUUAGAGUAAAAAAAAUACACAGUAUUUAUUUCAACUAAUAUAUAAAGUGGCUAAUAUGUGAAAGAAUUUACUAAAUGUAUAUCAUCUUACAUGAUAUCAAGUGAUAUAAUACAACCUAAGGUGAAAUUAUCUUUGUCAAAAAUCUGCUUAUAUGCAUGGAAACCAUGUUGAUUUUAUGUGGAGUUCAGUGUCACGCUUUAUGAUCUGUUAGUUUAAUUUGUUAUUUUGUUAGUAUAUAAAGAUAUUCAAGAAAUAUCUUCUUUUAACUCUUCUGUGAUUGGGCCAAAGUGGUAUCUUCUUCCAUACCUAUCCAGAUAUUUUCUAAAUCUCUUCCUUUCUCUCAAAAUUCCUCAGACUUAAUAUUGUGAAGAAUUGCUCAUUACAAGGUAUGGCUCUGCUUUUAUUCCAAUAUUAAGAUUAUGAUCAUCUUAACUUUUGGUGGGAAUAAACUAAACUAGAGCUGGCCAAAAUGAGGCCUUUUGCUUCAGAGUACUGCGUCACUGAAUGAGGCUUUAAGCUCCUUAGUUAUAGUAUAGUCACAAAUAAGGCUUAUGUUAUCACUGAAUUGCAGGAAUUCUAUGAUAGCAUGGGGCCCCUAUUCUCAAGAGUUCAGUUUAUUCUUCAAUUUAAAAAGGUUAAGCGGAUCUUUUCUGAAUUUUUGGUUGUGAGUCUAUAAUUUUAAAAUUACACCAUUGAUACUAUAUGUGGUAGCACUAAAAAUAACUUGGGCUAAUAUCCACACACAGAGAACAAGAAUGACCUAAUUCAUUAAUUAAUUCCUGUGUAAUUCCAUCAUGAAGGAAAAAUCAUUUGUUAGCAAUCUUGAUGACAUUUACUAUUCCAUGAAAAUAUUAACUAGAUGCUUGAAAAUGCAAAAUAUGUGUAAAAAUCAUAUAUAGCUUGGAAAAAAACAUCUUAGUAGCAAGGAUUAAUAAACAUAUUAAACUAAGGAAAUAUUAGUUUAAGCAAAUAAAUGAGUAUAGCAGACAGAAUAAGUAUUUUAAAAAGCCAAGGAAAAUGUGAAUUUGCUAACUAUUGUUCCAUGUUUUUUGGAUAGCUACCCAAGUUCAGUCUCAACUAUGAUAUAUAAUUUUAGGAGAAAGGUGAAAAAUCUGUGGGUAAAGUUGCUAAGAUUUUGUAAAUAUGAUUCUAUUUUUCUGUGUUUCAAAUGGUCGUAUGUCAUCUUUUAAAUUUUGUAAAAAUAA
Molecule: messenger RNA, 4792 nt
Organism: Dromiciops gliroides (monito del monte)
Lineage: Eukaryota; Metazoa; Chordata; Mammalia; Microbiotheria; Microbiotheriidae
Gene: FGL2
Product: fibrinogen like 2
Exons: 2
Coding region: 53-1369 (438 amino acids)
Source: RefSeq, a predicted model, not a curated record